Mycena citricolor is the source of this 2309-nucleotide messenger RNA. The record is from the annotation of a GenBank genome assembly. Lineage: Eukaryota; Fungi; Basidiomycota; Agaricomycetes; Agaricales; Mycenaceae.
CCCGCUUGCGUCACCGCGACGCGUCUUCAUCUCCCUUUCGUAUUCUGCAUCGACCACCAUCGAGAUUUCGAUCGACAAUGGCGCCCAUAUCUGUGAAUGUUAAACAUGCCAGCAAGAGCUACACGGUCAAUCUCGACCCAGAUCUGCCGGGAAAGGCUUUCAAAGAGGAGGUGUAUCAAGUCACCGGUGUACCGGUGGAUCGUAUGAAGGUCAUGGUCAAAGGCGGGGUAUUGAAGGACGACGCUUCAUGGAGCAAGAUUAGUCCGAAGGAAGGUCAGACCUUCAUGGUAAUCGGGGCUGCUGGUGAGCUGCCGAAGCCACCGGCACAACCCAUCGUGUUCCUCGAAGAUAUGGAUGAUUCAGAAUUGGCUGAAGCACUUGAAAAACCCGUUGGUCUGCGCAACCUUGGUAACACAUGUUACAUGAAUGCGACUUUGCAAACGCUCCGUGCCAUACCAGAACUCAAAACCGCGAUAACAACUUCAGGGCGCGCUGGGACAGGGAAUGAAAUUGCUGCUGCUCCUCCCACUACACUCGCCACAAAUCCUCUAGCUACCUCUCUGGGCUCUCUUUUCACGAGGAUGUCACAAACUGCAGAUCCUGUAGUCCCUACAGAUUUCUUGGGUGUGAACCCUCAAUUCGCUGAACAGGACAGACAUGCAUCUCGUUCACAUACUUCCAUGAUGGGUGCUAUGUACGCCCAACAAGAUGCGGAUGAAUGUCUGACAACGAUUGUGUCGUCGCUGGUCACCGUGCCUGGAGUGCCGUCCUCGAACCACAAGAAAUUCAUUGAGCAGUUCAUGACGGGAGAAAUGGUUCGAACCUUGAAAUGUGUGGAUCCCGGAGCUGUCGACGAGCCACCUACGCAAAGCUCUGAGAAGGUUCUCAAGAUCACAUGUAACAUCGAUGCGACUGUGAACUAUAUGUCAUCAGGAAUCCAAAAGUCCCUGUCCCAGACUGUCGUCAAGUUCUCGCCCACUCUUGGCCGUGACGCAGACUACAACCAGGAGUCCCGGAUCAAUCGACUUCCCUCCUACCUGUUUGUUCACAUGGCUCGAUUCGCGUGGAAGGCUGACAUCGGGAAAAAAGCCAAGAUAAUGAGGAAAGUCAAGUUUCCCACGGAAUACGAUGGAUUGGACCUGGCAUCCGACGAUCUUAAGGCUAAGCUUCUUCCAGUGAGCCGAAAGCUCAAGGACAUUGAGAAAGAAAGAGCGGAACGCCGCAAAGUCAGAAGGAGAACUAAAGCCGCGAAGGUCUCCGCUCCCGCGGCUUCUGCUCCGGGCGCUGGCGAUGUUGAGAUGGCCGACGCUGCUCCUGCUUCUGGCUCGUCGACCACAAUGGAAGUUGAUGCCCCAGCUCCAGUCCAAGGAGGAGACCUAGAGGAAGAAAGCGUGUAUCGUGACAAGGAGUUGGCUGAGCUGCAGAGUCUGGUGGACCCCACCAUUAAAGCUGACACGGGCGCGAGUGUCAGCGGCCUUUACGAUCUUGUUGCUAUCAUCACUCACAAGGGUGCGGCGGCCGAUGCUGGCCACUACAUUGGGUUUGUCAAGAAAAGCGUGUUCCAUCCUCCCAAACUGGGCGAGGAACAAGAGUCGGAUGAGGACUGGUACAAGUUCGAUGACGACCAGGUCUCGAUAUUCCCUCAGGAGAAGCUAACAUCGCUGGAUGGCGGAGGUCAGGAUUCCUCCGCAUAUCUGCUGUUAUACAAAGAGAAGCCUUUAGCGUAAAAGUCGUCUUUUAGUAACUUUACGGCGAAAGGCAUUGGAAAGAUCAAGAUUCAAUUCUGCAUUUUAGUUACAAAACGAGCCACUAGCAAGGAACAUCCGUGAUCUGUGUGACAAACGCUCUACCACGUGUUGGCUCAUACUCAGUUAUCAUGAUCGUAGGCGGCCGCAGGCUCUUCUUUCUUGCGUUCUUCGUCCCGAGGAGGAAGCGGAGACCGGACACGAUCAUCCCUCUCGUCCCGUCGGUCAUCCCGCCGGUCGUCGCGUUUGCGCUCCGGCGAGGCACUCCGCCGCCGCUCGGGCGACCGGCUGCGACGGCGUUCAGGCGACCGGCUGCGACGACGAUCACGGUCGCGGUCUGGCGAACGGCUGCGUCGGCGUCGGUCCCGGUCACGGUCGCGGUCCCUGUCACGGUCGUCCAUCCUGUCUCUGUCCCGAUCCCGAUCCCGGUCACGGUCGCGGUCGCGGUCGUCCAUUCGGUCUCUGUCGCGGUCGUCCCGGCGCCGAGGGCUGCGAGAACGGGGACGGUCACGAGAAGAGCGUGGGGGACGGUCAUAGCGCCAAACUGAGGAGGGAGGACUUUUG